Cylicostephanus goldi is the source of this 338-nucleotide messenger RNA. NCBI's taxonomy places the organism in Eukaryota, Metazoa, Nematoda, Chromadorea, Rhabditida, Strongylidae. The record is from the annotation of a GenBank genome assembly.
AUGUAUCAUAGCUGCCGGCGAGACAGUAUACUCGAAGGUCCUUCAAAUUUGUUUCUUUCGCGUGACCAGGACCGAUGGGUUUAUCGAGGAUACGAAUGUAUCAUAGCUGCCGGCGAGACAGUAUACUCGAAGAGUGAGUAUCCUAUGCAUUUCUGCUAUUCUCAUGAGGAUAAGGAUAGUCCAGUUGAAGCAUACGGCGUAUGCAUACCGUCACCUUGCGCGGAGAAUCAUGUAGAGCUGUUGAAAGAAUGGAGAACCAUGACAAGACCGGAAGAAGCUAAGCUUCCUAUGGAUUUCACAGCUUGCACAGGUUCACGGCAUGAGAAGCAAUGGUGAGU